UUUUCAUAAAUUUUUCUUACAGACAAAACUAAUUAAAAUCUCGAGUGUCCUGUCCUCCCUUCUAUGGCAACAAGGCUUCUCUCACCAAAGCUCCUCAACAACCUCCGCUCCUUCACCAGGCCUCUUAACUCUACCUCCUCCGCCUCCAUCACCGCCGUCUCACCCCUAAAUUUCGACGAAAAACCUGAACCCGCCGUCGCCCUCGAGAAGCAGCCAACCCAUAAUCAACCUUUUACCACAAAUCUUGACCUUGAUGAUCACCAAAAGCUUUUCGCUUCAGUUUCUACCUUCAAGCUUUUACGUUCAGCAGCCAACCUUGGGUUGGCCGCUAAUGAGCCUUUUGUCGAUUUUGGCAUGUGGGUUAUGAAUUCCAGGUUCAUGGAAACAAGUUUGAUACGUGAUAUUAUAUUGAAAACCGUAAAACAUACGUUCUUUGAACAUUUUUGUGCCGGUGAAACUAUGGAGGAGGCUGGGGAUUGUAUAAGGAAAAUCCACCAGGCUGGUUUGAGAGGGAUGCUUGUUUAUGCCGUUGAGCAUACAAGCGAUAACAGAGGUUGUGAUCGGAAUUUGGAAGGUUUUCUUAGGAGUGUUGAAUUCGCCAAGUCGCUUCCGCCUUCUUCUGUGAGCUUUGUCAUAGCAAAGAUUACAGCAAUAUGCCCCAUCCGACUGCUCAGGAGAGUUAGUGACUUGCUGAGGUGGCAAUACAAGGACCCUUUUUUCAAUCUUCCAUGGAAACUCAACACUUUUCCAAUUUUCUCAGACUCCAGUGCUCUAUAUCACACACUCGAAAAGCCUGAACCACUAACUCCACAAGAAGAGUUAGAUCUUCAAUUGGCCCACCAGAGACUUCUAAAACUCUGCCAAAAGUGUGUAGAAGAUAAUGUGCCUUUAACAAUUGAUGCUGAGGACACAUCACUACAACCUGCCAUUGAUUACUUUACAUACUCUUCAGCAAUCAUGUACAACCGAGAUGAUAAUCCCAUUGUUUACGGGACAAUUCAAGCAUACUUGAAAGACGCAAAAGAGAGGUUGUUUAUUGUAGCAAAAACUGCAAGAAAUCUGGGAAUUCCAAUGGGUUUCAAACUAGUAAGGGGUGCUUAUAUGUCUAGUGAAACGAAAUUAGCUUCUUCCUUAGGCUACGAUUCCCCAAUUCACAACAGCAUUCAGGAGACACAUGCAUGCUACAAUGCUUGUGCUUCUUUUCUGCUUGAGAGAAUUGCUGAUGGCUAUGGUGCAGUUGUUCUUGCAACUCAUAAUGUUGAGUCAGGGCAACUAGCAGCAUCGAAAGCACGCGAUCUAGGGAUCCAGAAGGGAAAUCAAAAGCUUGAAUUUGCACAGCUAUAUGGAAUGUCAGAAGCACUUUCUUUUGGUUUGAGAAAUGCAGGGUUUCAAGUUAGCAAGUAUUUACCAUAUGGACCUGUAGAUGUGGUAAUGCCAUACCUUCUAAGGAGGGCUGAAGAGAAUAGAGGACUACUAUCCACUUCAAGGCUUGAUAGAGCACUCAUGGGGAAGGAGUUGAAGAGAAGACUAAAGAACUUGCAAUUUGCCAAGUCAGAGAUGGCAUCUGCAUCUCCGAGUAGCAUGAAGGUAGAAAUAGGCACACAGUGAAAGCUUUAACCUGGUGGCUCAACAAUGGCUGUUGGGGAUGCUAUAUUGAUCUUAUCAGAAGGCAAUUUCUGCCAAGAAUGUAGAAAAAUAAACCAGAAAUAUUUGUAACCUUGGCGGACCGCCCAUAUAAAUGAAAUUUCAUAUCUCUAAUCUCAUAUCAA
Messenger RNA from Durio zibethinus, 1769 nucleotides. RefSeq names its product proline dehydrogenase 2, mitochondrial-like. Gene Ontology annotation, molecular function: proline dehydrogenase activity; FAD binding. Lineage: Eukaryota; Viridiplantae; Streptophyta; Magnoliopsida; Malvales; Malvaceae. Gene Ontology annotation, cellular component: mitochondrion. The record is from RefSeq and is a predicted model, not a curated record.